UCAGACAAAGUGAAAAUAAUGUUCAUAAUAAUAAUAAUAAUAAUAAUAAUAAGAAUAAUAAACCCCAGUGUGCCAUUAAAAUGACCCUCUGGGAUGGUCCACCCACUACAGGUGUAUCUAUCGUUUCUCUUUGUGACGACACGCCGCGAUUAUGCGCCCAUGCUGCUUUGAGAAACUCCACUAGAAGUACCCGACCCUGCACAAAACAAGAAAGCUAUAUUACCAUUACACCAACGCUUACUUUACGCAUGGAAGCUCUUUAUGGAACAGCUCUUCGUACUGUUAAUUUCCAAGCUCGCUAUGAAUUCAUUUCGACUCUCCAAGGCGGUGAGCUCUGGGGUGAAGGACCUUGUAGCCGCGUCUGGCGUAAAGUCAAAAGCGGGGAAGUAACAUCACCAAAGGACGUACGCUUGUAUGGUCGAGGAGGGCAAUCGAAAUUGGAAUGCUCUUAUCGGAUAGAGGCUGGCGUAGGUGAACGUAUAAGACUUACUAUUCACAAUGUAAGUCUAGGUGAUGCGACAAAUUGUCUCAGUGAAUUGGAUAUUCACUCAAGUCGACCGAAAUGCCUUCCUGACAUCGAUACCCGAGACGCUAAAUUGACGUUAUAUGAAGCGCCAUGGCGCGAUGUUAAGUUACCCCGGGCAUGUCUCUGUGACAACACUUCUCACUUACCUCUCACUUACAUAUCUGUGGGAAAAGCGCUGGAGUUGACGUUUUUGGUGGAUGAACAAGCGCCUUACGAAGACUUUGAAACUCUUUUCUUCUACGCGAGUUUUGAGCUGAUUCGCGUGCCUGAAUGCCCCAGGAAACAGCGGCUCCGUGGAGAAGGUGGAGAGCUGAGAUUUGUAUCCCCACCACUUUCCCGACCGGAUAUUUACUGCGAGGGGAUGCCGUGGCUCGUCGAGGCAAGAGAAACCCGAUCAUUAUUUGUACUGACGUGGGGUUGGUUUUUACCCCUCGAACCAUCGAUGGUAUCCUCGGUAUCAGCUGCGUCAUCUGGAGCUGCCGGAUCUUCGCAUCACCAACAAUCUCCUCAAGAAUCUCCAGAACCAUUUGUAAAGUGCCCCACAUCUAAUCGACUUCUUCUUUACUCCGGAUGGCCGAUGAAACUUUUGAAAGUUGUGUGUCCAGUGGAGCCUGGAGCUCGAGACCGGACUGUUCAUAUAUUUUCCGAGGAGUGGCUGUUAGCUGCUGGUAACUCUGACGAACACUGGUUAUCGCCAGCACGUCCAGCGUCUCUUCUCGUUGAGUUCGUGGCACGAGAGCCUGGACAAGCUGCGGCUUCAUGGCUGGAAAUAUCUAAAAGUCGAUCGGCAUUGCACAGACAACUACGUCUUCCAGGACGAACAAAUGAUAACGAUACAAGUACUGCUGAUUGUCUUCAUACUUGUCCAGAACUAGGUGCAUGUAUUGCUUCUAGUUUAUGGUGUGACGGACAUAUUCACUGCCCUUCAGGACACGACGAGGCUAAUUGUGGAAGUGGCGCACGAUUACUAGGUCUACUUCCGCCUGGCAUGUGGCUAGUUGUUGCUGUUAUUUCCGGAAUAGUUACUGCCUUUGCGUGUCUUCUUACAAUACUCGUGUGCAAAUCAAAAACUCGUGCUAAGAAGCUAUGUUACGAUGACGAAGUAAAAAGAUCUGGGGGUGUUCCACGGAGAGCGCCUACUGAAGAGUCUCUACUGGGUUCUUGACAGCAGUCUCCCGGUUUCGUGGAAUAUAUUCACGUUGACCGGGAGACAACGGUUUAGUAUAGCUUUGGAUUUAUUGUUUCGUGAAGGUUUGCCGUCCACUAAUUUAACUCGCCGGAUUCC
Messenger RNA from Microplitis demolitor, 1811 nucleotides. RefSeq lists its product as uncharacterized. NCBI's taxonomy places the organism in Eukaryota, Metazoa, Arthropoda, Insecta, Hymenoptera, Braconidae. Gene Ontology annotation, cellular component: plasma membrane. The transcript is spliced from 4 exons. The record is from RefSeq and is a predicted model, not a curated record. The coding region runs from base 81 to 1691 and encodes 536 amino acids. Gene Ontology annotation, molecular function: protein binding.